AUGAUCGCAAAGAUCCUUCUCCUACUGCUUGUAAUCUUGUUUUUCGGCAGCAAAAUCUCGCAAGCCAAGAAAGUGGAGGACGUCCUAUCAGAAUGUACCUUCAAUCCUCACAGCACCUGUUGCUCCAGAAUUAUUAAGAACAUUCUCUAUGAGAGGAACAUUAGAUCCCUUCAAGAAUUCUGCUUCAAUUUUGAUUGUUUCAAGAGUGGUCAGCUUUCGGCAUCAAUCUUUGAUAAUCACAUCUCCCAACAAGUGAUCAACACUAAGGAUUUCUGUUCACUUAAUAAGGAAGAUGCCAUGACUGUUCACAAGCAGAUGGCCAAGAAGGACUUGUUCUUUAAUCCCUUCAUGAUCAAGGCUAAUGUGUCAGUGCUGGAGAAAGAGUAUCAUAUCACAACCAAGUUUGGAAGUGAUCAAUCUUCAGCAAUUGUCAGAAAGCUGCUUGAAUACUUUUCAGUUUCAUACUUUUCAAAGAGUUAUCAACUAAAACCAAAUGUUAUUGACAACUUUUUGAGAAAAGAUUCCAAAGACGAGAUAGUUUAUUGGAUCAAGAGUCAAUUUGGUAAAACAGAGAAUCUACCACUCAUUGGUGCCGAAUUGUCUAACUUUUAUUCAUUCCUUAGUAACCCUGAAUCAAGUUCCUCAAACUAUUCAUCUAAUAGUUUGCAAAUAGUACCCUUCUCAGUACUCUUGAUAGCAAUCGCAAUGUUUUGGUACAAACUCCAAUGGGAGGUCACUUCUCUUCAUAGCUCCCAAUGUGAAAGGAUAACAGAAAUUAAGAAAGAAACACAAACAUUGGGGAACUAUGUUUCAGACUUAGUUUCUACUGUCAAUAAGAAUACUACAAAUCAAAGUUCAGAACUAGAAAAUACAAAGAAAUAUCUUGAAGAAAAAAUUGCCAAUUCUUUCCUUGGCGCUGUUAAACUUGGUCACCAGCUUGAAAAAAAACAUGACGACUUGGAUAAGAACAUUACCCAACUCAUAAAGGAGCUUGUUGAUUCAAGUGAAAAGAAUUUCCAUACAGAAAUGAAGAGCACACUUGAAAGUGUCCAACAAAUUGUUACCAAUGAAGGUUCAACCAUAGCUUCUAGAUUAGAAUCAGAAAUGGAAACUUUGAAACUAUAUCAUGAAUCUGUAAACUCCAGUUUGGAUACAAUAGCAAAAGAUGUUGGACAACAAUUAGAAACAGCCAAGAAAUAUCUUGUACCAAUAGAAACUCUGCUUGAAAAAACAAACAAAAAAGUGGAAGAGAACCAUAGGUCUAUAACUGAAUCCACAAAAAUAGUUACAGAAUCAAGUCAAACUCUUUCGAAAUUAACAAAGAAUGUUUCAGAUUUGGAAAGUCUUUCAAAAGAAACAUCUAGUACCUAUCUUAAAUCAUUAGAAAAUCUUCCAACAAUGCUUAACGAAACUAAGCAAAUGUUUGUAGAUUCACUUCAAACAAUGGUUAAUGAAACAAAUCAAAUCAUUUCAGCAGAACACGAAACACUCAGCACUAAAGUUGAUAAUCUUGAGAAAUCCAUUUCUACCAAUUUAGAGUCAAAUCUUGUUGAAACGAAAAAGAUUGAAGAAACCAAUAGAAGAAUAAUUGAAAUUUCUUCAAAAGUUGAUAAUCUUGAGAAUUCCAUUUCAAGGGUUGGUAAGAGUCAAACUGAAGCAAUUACCAAGAUUGCAAAGGAGUCCACCGAUUUGGUAGUUUCCAAAUUGGAAAGAUUCAAUAACAGUAUUUUGACUAAUAGCAAAGAAACUCAAAACUCUGUAACCUCUGCAUUGAAUCAAUUAACUGAAGAGGUCAAGAUGAUAGUUACCGAAGAGGAAGUGGUCAACAAGAUUAAAAAACAUGUGGAUGAUUUACAGAAUAAUCUUUCACAGAUUAUUAAAGAGAAUGUUAAUCUUGGAAAAUUGGAAAAUUCCCUUAAUAAUCUUCCAUCACGAGAGGAAGUGAUGAAAUUCAACAAUGAACUUUGUUGCAAGUUUGUAGCAAAGAUUGAUGAUACGAAUCAAGUGCUUCAUAAAGAAAUGAAGAGCAAACUUGAAAGUGUCCAACAGAUUGUUACCAAAGAAAGUUCGACCAUAGUUUCCACAUUAGAAUCAGAAAUGGAAACUUUGAAACUAUAUCAGGAAAUUGUAAACUCCAGUUUGGAUAUAAUAGAAAAAGAUAUGGGAAAGAUUACUGAACAACAAUUAGAAACUACCAAGAAAUAUCUAAAACCAUUGGAAAAUCUUCCAACAUUUCUUAAUGAAUCCAAACAAGCCAUUGUAGAGAACCAGAACUCUGUCGCCUCAAAAUUGACAGGUUUGAUUAGUGCAACUACCACUUUAGAACGCUUUAGAAUAACUGAGUUCAGCAGUGCACUUUGUUCUAAAGUUGAUAAUCUUGAGAAAUUCAUUUCAAGUGUUGGAAAGGAUUCCACUGAUUUGGUAGUUUCCAAAUUGGAAAGAUUUAAUAAUAGUAUUUUGACUAAUAGCAAAGAAACUCAUAACUCUGUAACCUCUGCAUUGAAUCAAUUAACUGAAGAGGUAAAGAUGAUACUUACCGAAGAGGAAGUGGUCAACCAGAUUAAACAACCAUUAGAAACUCUUCAAACAACGCUUGAAAAAACAAACAAAACAGUUGAAGAGAACCAGAAGUCUAUAACUGAAUCCACAAAAAUAGUUACAGAAUCAAGCCAUACUCUUUCGAAAUUAACAAAGAAUGUUUCAGAUUUGGAAAAUCUUUCAAAAGAAACAUCCAAUACAUAUCUUAAACCAUUACACAAUCUUCCAACAAUGCUUAACGAAACUAAGCAAACAUUUGUAGAAACUCUUAAAGAUUCACUUCAAACAAUGAUUAGUGAAACAAAUCAAAUCAUUUCAGAAAAACAUGAAGCACUCCGCACCAAAGUUGAUAAUCUGGAGAAUUUCAUUUCGACCAAAUUUGAAACAACGAAUUUACUAGAUAAUCACCUUUCAACACAUUUUGAACAUCUUGGCAAGUCCAUCAAUGAAACAAAUGAGCUUGUUAAUUCAAGUGAAAAGAAUCUCCAUAAAGAAAUGAAGAGCACACUUGACACUCUUCAACAACUUGUUGCAGAUGAAAUAGCUCACAAAUUAGACACCAACCAAUCCGAAUUAGCAACAUUAACUGAUGAGAUCAAGAUGAUAGCUACAAAAGAGGAAGUGGAUACCAAGAUUAAACAAUAUGUGGAUGAUUUACAAAAUAAUAUUUCACAGAUUAUUAAAGAGAAUGUUAAUCUUGGAAAAUUGGAAACUUCCCUUAAUAAUCUUCCAUCAAGAGAGGAAGUGAUGAAAUUCAAUAAUGAACUUUGUUGCAAGUUUGUAGCAAAGAUUAAUGAUAAGAAUCAAGAAAUUGAACCCACAACAUGUGUGAAAUCAAUAGCAAAGAAGCAAAUUGAAAACGGAACAAACGAAACUCUCAAAGAACUAGUCAGAUCUGAAACUGGGGUAAUGGUUGACAAAAUAGCCGCUUGUGCAAAUACUGAAACAAUUGACAAAAUUAAUGCUUUGUAUCAAUUGACAGAGGAGAAUGGAAAUGUUGAACAAAUGCUAAAACUUGACAUUUCGUUGGUUCAGGACCAUCUCUAUGAUGCAUUAUGCAAAUUAGAAGCCUUUUCAUCUGAUAUUAUUAAUGAAACAAUUGACCCUACAGUAGAAACGAAAGAAAUCGAAGAAUCAUAUGAGAAUUUUGAACUUGUUUCAUGGGAAACCAUUCCAAAACAGGAAGAAAAGAAUGUAACUGAAACCAUUAUUAUUACUCAAUUGGAUCAACCCAUCUCAUAUGAUUACAUUGAACAUUCCUCAAAUUCACAAGAAUUUUCAUUCGAGGAAAACAAUCAUUCCAUGAAAUUAGGUGUAAAUAUCGACAGUACAUCCACUGGUCCAUAUUAUAUUAAUCCAAAUAUUCCAACAGUUAUGGAAACUCUGACCUUGUAUAAAGAUGUUCAAGACCAGAUAGAACAAGACAUUCCAAAGCAAGACUCAUCUCCAAGACAAGAAACAGAAGAAACUCUAACAGUACAAGCAACCCCAAUGUGCGGAAAUGAGGUACCAUCAUCACAAGCAGUUAUCACCAUUCAAAAUAAUAGCAAUACAGCAUCAUGUACUAGUAGUAGUCCUAAUAGAAAUGCAACAAGUAGUGGUGGUGGUUCUCCUUGCAAAAAACAAAAAUCUCCAAAGGGAAGAAAAUGCAAUAACUUAGAUCUCUCCAAUGGAAUUAAGGACUUUGAUGAGCUUGUUAAGAAGCUAAAAGAGGUAAAAGAGGAUCUCAAAAUGAAAAAGGAUAAAAAAAUGGUUAAUAAAGUGAAACAUUAA
This is a messenger RNA of Naegleria gruberi, 4311 nucleotides long. RefSeq lists its product as uncharacterized. Bases 1 to 4311 code for a protein of 1436 amino acids. Lineage: Eukaryota; Heterolobosea; Eutetramitea; Acrasida; Naegleriidae. The transcript has a single exon. The record is from RefSeq and is a predicted model, not a curated record.